Gryllus bimaculatus (two-spotted cricket) is the source of this 8695-nucleotide messenger RNA. Lineage: Eukaryota; Metazoa; Arthropoda; Insecta; Orthoptera; Gryllidae. The record is from the annotation of a GenBank genome assembly.
GAUGAAAUCGGGCAAGGAAAUAAAAUUAUGUCCAUGCCAAUUGUCAAAUUUAUUCAACUUUCUAGAAUCCUGGCCAAAAUUUUUUAACAAACCAAUAAGACUUUUGAAACCAAAGCUCACCACUGGAAAUCUUACACUUCAAUGACAAGUAUUUCAUUUUCAAAAAGUACAACCACUAUUCAUACACAUGAUCAUUCUAAGACAUCAUUAUAUGCUGCCUUGCAUGCCAUGAGAAUGCUGUAAACACUCCAUCACAGCUGCUUGAAGUGUAAGAUUUCAAUGAAUGUUGCAAUGUACUGCAAUCUUACUGCUGAAUGGAUUCAAUGUGCACUUAAAAGCACACCUUUAAAAAAAAGAAUUUCUAACAGUCAACAUAAAACCACCCUAAAAUUCAAUGUAAAUGUCAUCACAGCAGCAUCACUUUAAAUAAUUUUCUCAGAAUGAUCAUGUAUUAAUUUUACAUAAUGACCACCUUUACUUGUCAGGAAACAGUUCUAUCACAAUAAAAUUCCAAUCCUUAAAACACAUUUCUGGUAGCUUUACUAUCAGUGUCUACUUUACACAACUCAUUAAAAAUGUUUAUUUCAAGUAAUGAUUUCUCUGAAGAGAAUUUAUAAUGUUGGAAUUUGAAAGACUCUUUGGGCCUUUUAAUGGAAGUCCUGAUGCCCAUACAAAAUCAAUUAUCCUGAGCACUUUCUACAAUCAUAUAGAAAAGUCAUUCAAUUAGAGAUAAUAUCUUUCUAGUAGCAGAAGGAUCUAACUGAAGCAUGUAACUGUGUUAGCCUCAUAAAUACAGUCUGUCACUUUCUACAUUUAUUUACACUGUCUACACAAUAAAUUCCCUGUCAAUUCCAACAUGAAAUGUUCCUCUCCCAAACAGUCAAAAUAUCACAACAGUUUUUAACUUCAGUACAAUAAAUACUGAAUAAAUAGAGCACAAAUGAAUAACAGAUUUUCUUCAAUUUUAACAAGAUCCUACAAGUUUUAUGAAUGAACAAUAUCAGCAAAUGAUUUAACAUAAGCUUCAUGUAAUUUAGUCAUAAAGUCUGCAUCAUUUUUGAUAAGGUAAUUAAAUGCUUGAAGAAGUUGCUUCUUUGUGAGUGGUUCUGGCCUAAUCUGACAGCUACCAUCAUCAGAACCUAAACUAGACGUAGGCAUUAAAGGUACAGAUAAUUCACUUUUUGCGGAGUUACUUGCCACAUCAAUAUUAUUGGUUUCCUUUGAUACAGAAGAUGUAAACAUUGUAGGUGGCAUCAAAGCCAGUUUUGAUGAUGCCUCUGUAUUAUAAGCAGGAGCUGAUGAUGAUCUCUGAUCUGGAGUGGUGUCACAACCAAUACCAUUACUUGCUGUUGGCUGAACAACUGGGCCAAAGAAUGGUGCAAGAGAUGUAGCAUUUGAACUCGGAGAAGCUAUUCGAAGAAAGUUCAUACUAUUUUCUACAGUACUUGUAUUUGGUGCCUGCUCAGCAUAAGAUUUUGGUUGCAGCACUUCAACUGGUUCUGUACCACCAACUCUCUCUGCACUGGAACUUCCAGGUAAAGUAAGUGGUCGUACUUUAAAACCAUUGCCAUUCAAGAUCUUAAUUUCCCUUUUCAUUUCUUUUCCAUCAUUAGCAUUAUCAGAACGUGGAGUAGCAGAUCUUUGCUGUUUUUCGAUAUGCUCAACACUAUGAGCUGGAUUCGACAUCAAUCUCUGUAACAAAGGCUUCAAGCGAUUGUCACCAACUUCUUGAACCAAAGCAGUUCUUUGAGAAUGUCCCAAGUUUAUGCCUGGAGGAUGAGGAGCAUUAUGUACAUUAAAAUGAGAAACAUUGCUAGUGGCUUUUGCAAAAAAGUCCAUCACACUUUUAGAUGGCACAUCUUCAUGAGGUGCAGGUUUAACUUCUGUUACAGACUUAAUUUUAUCGGGAACUUUGUUAGAAUUAUAAUCUUCUUGGGCCUUAUUUAACAUACUGAAUAUAUCUACACCUGCCGGACCACUGGUAACACUUUUAUUUCGCACAGUUGUCUUAUCUGGCAUCUUUUUCUGGAUGUCCAAAUCUUUAACCAACUUGUCAAGCAUCGUUGCAAUUCGUGUGCACUGAUCUUUAUCAUAAAACCAAAUACCGAAUAUUCGACAUCUCGUAUUUCGAUAAAGCAAGAAUGGCUCUUGCAACUGCAUUUCGAGGCCUUGAACAACUGGCUCUACUAAAUUGUGGGUAUUGAGUCUGUUCAUGAUGAGUAUACCGUGGAAGGGUUCACCGUUACGGCUAUACACAAACAAUGCACCUUCAACAUCAGUUCGUUCCCAUUCAUUGGCUUCCGCAUUAAAUGUGUAUAAAGCGACGUGUGUCGCAGUACCCAAAAUUUCUUUGACAUAUGGAUCCACACGUUUCAACGCCGCAACAUUCAUCCGCAAUUCGCUGAUUUCCGCCAUGUUUUCUACACUCCGCGUACAAACAUGCGUAUUCAACACUAGUUUAUCGCUCAACUUGCAAAAAGAUGAAUGCUACGACCUCAUUGUCUUUAUUAGAAGUCAAUAGACUACUUUUCCAUCUUGCAAGUUAACUACACAACAUAUUUGAGAAGAAUUUACCUUCAACCGUCAGUUUACACCAAUACCAAGUUGCCGAAGUUACAGACUUGCUUGCUUACGCUGGUGCAUUGGUGCUACCACUGCUGCCACUGGUUGCGAACUAGGACUCUGCUAAACGAACAGCUGUUGCGUACGAAUUAUCCACUCACAAACUCAUUGGCAUCAUAAAGCGUCAUUCAGUGAUCAAUGGAUGUACGAGUAAAAACCUUGAAGAUGAGCGAUUUAUCUUACGACAUCCGAAAGCACAUGAAAUCGGACGUACACAACUUUCUGGAAGCUGUCAAACUUGUGAAACGGCGAAUACACAGGAAAAAUUACUACGCCAAGCACUCGGACUCAAACAUCUUUAUUCGUUGCUUGGGCUUUAUUGGCUGCUUGAAUUCAAGGAAUAAAAAUACUCCAACUUCAAACAGUGAUUCCAACCUCUGUGCGCAGUUCAACGCAGUGUUUACAACAUCUGCAAAAAUUGAACCAGCAAACACAUGUGAGGAGUAAUUUAGUGAAUUAACAGUAAGAAAAGCACAAUUCGUCAUUUACAAAACAGUAAGAUAGUUUUGACUGAUUAUCUAUAUUUAUGUGGUAAAGUAAAAUGGAAACACCGUGGUUAUGUGAUAAACUGGAAGAAAUUAUUAGGACUGACGAGAAUUUUGUAACUAAAUCCUCAGACAUAGCAACAGACGUAAUAUGCAGCAAAUUAAAGUUGGUGACUUUGGUAGAAAGACUGGGAGGUGUAUUGACAGAUGCAAAUCCUGACAUUCGUAGACGUGGAACUGAAGUUUUAGCAGAAGUGUUGCAGAGCCUACCAAAGGACUUUUUAAAUGAGACAGAGCUUAAUUUCAUAUCAGCAUUUUUUGUAGAUCGUUUGAUUGAUCAUUACUUUGUUCAACCAGCAGCUCUGAAGGGAAUAUUUGCUGUGGUUCAAAUGGAGCACACUCCUCGAGAUAUUGCUGUUCGUGUUUUGAAAACAAUACUUCAAGGACAUAUUCAGUGUCAGACAUUGAAGCCAUCUGAUCGCAGAAAUGUUUAUCAAAUUUUCCAGUUGUUUAUUCAUAAUUUUACUGAAGACCUUAAAGCUCUUGGUCCUGAUUUUGUAUAUGGAUUUAUGAAUGUUAUUGAUCAAGAGAAAGAUGCACGAAAUCUUACUGUUGUUUUUGAAAUACUGCCAUUCUUUAUAAAAACAUUCUCUCUUGGUCACUUGACAGAAGAAAUGUUUGAAAUAAUUUCUUGUUACUUUCCUGUUGACUACAGACCGGAAUACAGUGAUUGCCCAGUGACUCGUCAAGAUUUGGCUGAUGGUCUUCAAAAGUGUUUAAUUGCAUCCCCAGAUUUUGGAGAAUUUUGUAUCCCUUUACUCAUAGAAAAGUUAGAUUCAAAAUUAAAAUUAGCGAAGUUGGAUUCUUUUAAGGUUCUGACUGCUGGGUGUGAGGUUUUCCCUGCUAAUGUUAUUAGGACAUAUCUUUUGGAUCUUUGGCGAAUUAUUCAACAUGAAGUUCUACCAGGAACAGACAAAGAUGUACGUGAACUUGGACUUGGGACACUGAAAGCAAUCGUUAAAAGUAUGUCAGCAGCAGCUACUGAAAGACAAGAUUCUAAAGUGCUAACAAAUGUUACAUCAUUUGUAUUGAAUGGUAAUUCAGAACUAAGUCCUAUAUGGGAAGAAUUGCCUUCUUUACUCCUUGGUGCUGCUCAAUUUGAAACCCCUGAAGUAUGUAAGGAGGGAUUUCAUGGAAUAGCAGUGUCUGGAAGAAUAUUUAACGUGAGUAGCAGAGAAAUCUUAUACGAUUUAUUAAAGAAGAGUAUGGAUAAGGAAGAGGAUGAGAUGGUGAGAUCAGAAAUGUUAAUGUGCCUAAAGAGAUUUUCUUGUUUAUAUCCAGAAGAAGUUCUGGAGAAAAUUGUAGAAAAAAAAUUAAAAGAUAUUAAUUCCUGGCCUGAAGAUGGUUGCAAGCAUAUGAAUUUAGUUUUAGAAUCAUUGUGUGAAGUAGCCAAUACAGAACCCUUUACAGAUUUAAUUGUUCCAUGCAUAUUGCAACUUAUUAUAGAAUCAUUUUCUUUGGAGAAAUGCAAUAUAGGCAUGAAGUGUCUGAGAAAGUUGUUAGAGUCUUCUGGAGAAUCCAGCAUAUACAAAUACAUGUAUUUGCAAUGUGAUGUUGUGUCUCGUCUUAUAUCUUGGUGGUUAAAAGGCAUUGCAGAAGAAAAGUAUAAUGCUAUUUUUGAAAACGAAGAACUCCUUUGUCACUCAGCAAAAAUUGUCAAAAUCCUUAUUAAAAAUCAGGAAAGAAGGUCCCAAGCUGAAGUUGUAAGUGCACUCCUUCCUCAGGUAAUAAAUGCAAAUUGUGGUUUGACUAACAAUGGUUUUACACGUUUGCCUCUGACCCAAUAUUCUCCAAAGAAGCAUCCUGUUUUUAUUGUCCUUCUAGAAGCGUUGAUAGGUUCAGUGCAGCAAGAGAUCUCAAUACCUGACAUUCACCAAUUGAUCAUUGACCUUACUCAGCUAGCCAUUCGUUCAUCACAUUCAUUGACUCAACUUAGUGCCUGUCGUCUUUCUGCAAAUUUAAUUAACAAGGCACCAGAUGAUGAAAAUUUGGUAAGCCUUUUGCAAGAAAUUUCAAAGAAAUAUCAAGAUACAGUUUUGGAAGACACUAAAUCUUUAAUUGAAAGACAGAAUACUGCUCUCGUUAUAGUUUGGAUAACAAAAUCUCUUGUUAUGCGAGGCCAUUCAGAAAUGAAUAAAUGGGUGGAAUAUUUGAUAGAAGUUUUAGGAAAUCCUACUGUGGGCCAAGUAGCAGCUGAAGGUUUUAGCCUUAUUAUGAAAGAUGAUGUGGAGUACUUGGAUUCAGAAAGUUUUUGUAACGUCAAAAUCCUUUUUCGGCAACGUUUUUUCUCAUUCAGUCCAAAACUUAUUGAAGCAUUUCACGAUGCCCCUCUGGACUCUAAAGCAAACUAUUUGAUUGCUUUAGGUCACAUGUUGCAAGGAGUGCCACAAGAGGUUCUUCUUAUGAAUUUAGAGAAGAUGGUGCCUCUCCUGGUAGAAUCAUUACAGCAGUCAGAAGCGGUACUUUUGGUUACUACCCUUGACACUCUGCAUUCUGUUUUGAAGAAUUCUGAUCUGGCUUUGCAGCAUCAUUUACAGACCUUUAUUCCUCGAAUACUUAUUUUGACGACAUUUCAAAAGUCCAUGAGAGUUCGCAUGAAAGCUUUGCAAUGUAUUUAUGAAAUUUAUAAGUAUCCCACUUCACUUCUAUUACCCUUCAAAAACAAAGUGUUGAAAGUUUUGGGUGAAUGUUUAGAUGACCCCAAAAGAUUAGUGCGCAAAGCAGCAGUUCAGGCUCGUUCACAUUGGUUCCUAGUGGGCACUAAAAGCAAAAGGCGUUAAUUAUAAGUGUAGACAUUUUGGAAAUAAUUUUACACCCACUAUCGCUUAUUUUGUAUUGAUACACCACAUUUGCAAGCACAAACUACUUAGAGUAUUUUUCAGUCUCUCUUACCCUCUUUUUGUAUCUCUCUUUUCCCCCUUUUACUUUUUUUCCAUUUUAAUUUGUGUCUUUGUUUUUUGUUUUCGUUUAGUCAGAAUGUACAUUCGAAAGGGAGGAUUGAAAAUGUAUGCCAUGUUAUCACAAAUGCUUGUAUUAUAAUAGUUCUGAACGAUACAGUUGUAAUGAAUAGUUGCCAUAAAAUCUACUUAAAUGUAGAUAGUUUAAAUAAUGUUUUGUUUCAAUUUAGAUUCUUUGGUCUCUAUAGUUGCAGUUUAUGAUUGUUAACUUGUUUUGUUAUCAGUUAGUACAUUAUCUUUAAUAAAAUUUAUUUCAUACAGAAAGUCCAUUUGUAAAAGAAUUUUAAUCUGUAUCAUUUUUAAGAAGUACGUCUAAAGAAAUAAUUAAAAAGAUUCAGUAAAUUUAGUUGAAACAAAAUUGUCUCAAUAUUUUGUCGAAAUUUAUAAUUUUUAAAGAGAUAUUUGGUUUAAUCAAACUUCCUUCUAGUUCAGUAACUCUGAACCAUUCAUUUUUUUUUUUUUGGUAAAUUGUACAGUUUGUAAAUAAAUUGUUUAAAAAAUACUUAAUUGAAGAUUAUUAAUCAUUUUUCACAAAUACUGCUACGUGUGUUUUUCUCUGGUUACAAUCAAUACCCAGAGUCAAUGAUUCAAUUCCUAAGGUGACAUUAGAAGUAGCUUUAUGGAUUAACUGCCUUUUGUUUUUGUUGAUUACUGUUCUACUGAUCAAAAAUUCAAAACAUUGCAUUGUCUUUCACCCACAUCUUGCAUUAAAACAUCUGUGAGAAACCCUGCUGGGGGUAUAUGUUCCUCCACAAUAUUUUUUGGUAUAUGGGGUGUAUUGAAAGUUACUCCCUGAUAAUGUGUACCUUAUCUAUUGAUGAGUAUCCCCCUCCCCUCAAUAAUUUAGUGAUGGUGAUGCCCGUGCAUACUAUGUCCUGUAUGAGGGUUUGUGUGCUUCCAUUUGAAGUGCACCUUGCUGCAUUUUCUCAUGCACUAAACAUCGGUGAGAAAUAUUAAUGCUGCGUUUUGCUUGAGUGCAUCUUAAAUACAGUAAAUUUCAUUUGCUUUCUGCAGUUUUAACAAACAUGCAAACAUAUAUUAUUGUAUUUCAAAGAUAUUGUUGGGAAGCAUAAAUAUUACAUAUUUUUAAUCAUCCUGCAAGAAAUGAUUCUUAUUGAAUGUUCUCUGAUUGAAGUAUCCCCAGAAUGCAAAGAUAUUUAUCACAAUCACUGAAUAAGUAGGAAAAGGAAUAAAUAAUUAGUAAACACUAAGAUGGAACAGAUAUGACUUGAAACCAAUUUUUGUAUUAGAAAAAAUAUACACAACAUUAUUGAAAUAGAAUUUUAAAAUGAAAGUACAGUGAAACCUAUCUCAAGCUGCCACUAAUCUUUCUAGCUGUAUGGAGUUGGGAUCUUCUAUUUUUAAUUUGAGAUAUUUAAUGUUUUGAAAAUAGUUCCGCAAACUCUUAAAGAUAAAACACACAGGGAUACUAAUGAGGAUACAUGAAGUAAUGGCUGUCCUGGUUGUGUUUUUUGGAAGUGAAUGCUGGUCUUUGAGGGAGAAAGAUAAACAGGCAUUAUAGUCUGCUGAAAUUAUAUUCUUGAGAUCUGUAAUAAAAUGUACCAAAACAGAUAAACUGAGAAAUAAGGAAAUUCGAAAAGACUAAACGUUCAAGCAAUCAAUGACAAGGUACAAUGUUGCAGACCAGAAUGGUUACGUCAUGUGGGACUCACGUUGAAAGCAGGAGUUUAAGUACAUGCUUCAAGGCAGAAGAGAUCCAGGUGGACUGCUAAAGAGAUGCAAUUCUUAGAAGCCAGAACAGAUCAUAGACCCUUCCUUGAAGUAGAGGAGAUGAACAUAGAGUUAUGUAUAAAAAUGCUAGUGGUUUACCUGGAGAUUUCUUUUAUUUACACACACGUGUCUAUACUCUUUGAGAAAUUAUCUUCAUUUUGAAAGUUGAUCUGCUGAAAGUUAUUCAGACAUCAUGCUGAAAUAAGUGAUUUUGUUUGCCAGGUUAAAUUUAAAUUGAUUAAGAUAUUCUUUCACCAUUUGGAAGGAAGGGGUAUCUUUUUAUUAUGAAUGAAGAAAACAAGGAAAGAUGAAAUGCGUAAUGUACUUGUGUAGUAACUAUGCAACAAAGUUGUUGACUAAUACAUUUUUUCUGUUGCUUCCUUUUACCCUCCGUAAUUCUUCAAUAAAACUUUAGGAAAUGUAUACCAUUCUGGCCUUUUUUUUUUUAUACCUGGGGCAAAAUUUAAUUCAACAUCGCCCUCCCUCUGUAAAAAAAAAAACGAUGGAAAAUUACACGUAAAUAAAAAUUCACCCUAUCGAACCUAGUAUUGCUGCAUAUAUUGUACUUCAAUUUUCCUUGAUGCCUCAUAGCUGAGUGUCUAAGUAGUUUAUUUGACAAAAGAUAAUCAAAUUUCAAAAUGAUAUCCCUAGAAUUUUGGUAAGUUUUUGUGUUAUCAAAAAUAUGUAAGCUGGUCUGGAUGGCCGAGAUCGUUGUGGCAGUAGUGCUGUACCAAUUUCAGACCAAAGGAUCGAGGGUUCAAGUCCCGCCUCGGGCAUGGUUGUAUUUGUGUUCGUCCUUUCACCCCCUGUCAUCACCAUAUCAUGUCAUCUUCACAGUUA